AUGGAUAAGAUCAAGGAGAGAAUGAACACCCUCCGCCUCGAGGCCGAGGAUGCUCAGGAGAAGGUCGAGGAGCUCAAGGGCAAGGUGAAGACGGUGGAGCAGGAGAACCUGGCCAAGGAGCAGGAGAUCACAUCCCUCACCCACCGGAACCAGCUCCUUGAGGGUGAGGUCGAGAAACUCGAGGCCGCCCUCAAGGAGGCCAAGGACGCCGCCAACCAGAGCGCCCAGCACGAUACUCAGAACGAAGCCCUCCAGAGACGUCUGCAGCUGCUGGAAGAGGAGGCUGAGGAGGCCGACCGGAAUCUCCGGGAGACCAACGAGAAGCUCCGCCAAACCGACGUCAAGGCUGGUCACUACGAACGGAAGGUGCAGGCUCUCGAAGCGUCCCGUGACCAGUGGGAGAGCAAGUACGAGGAGAUGGCGAAGAAACACGCCGAGUUGCAGAAGGAUCUGCACGACCUCGAGGUCUCCAUCAGCAAUGUCUAA
Molecule: messenger RNA, 486 nt
Organism: Aspergillus heteromorphus CBS 117.55
Lineage: Eukaryota; Fungi; Ascomycota; Eurotiomycetes; Eurotiales; Aspergillaceae
Product: tropomyosin
Exons: 3
Coding region: 1-486 (161 amino acids)
Source: RefSeq, a predicted model, not a curated record